CAGAAACAGCCACCACACCACCACUCGAACGCCCUUCAGAAGUGUUUUAUCCUAGAAGAUAUUCGUCAAGAAUACAACAGAGAAAAUGUCACAAAUACAAGAAGAUAGCAGUAAUGGUACAGAGCUCAGUGCAGUAAUUGUGGGAUGGCACAAGGCUGGAAAGACUUCAGUGAUCAACACCAUAUUAGGACCGGAUGUGGCUGGGUCAGUUAGUGGUCAGUGUGUGAAGAAAGAGGGAUAUGUUAAUGGAGGGAAAAUCACGCUGGUUGAAACACCUGGCUGGUGGAAAGACUGCAGUAUAAGAGAUUCACCAGAGCUUUCCAAACAAGCAAUAAUGCGUAGUGUAUCUCUGUGUCCACCAGGGCCUCACGCCUUUCUCCUGGUCAUUCAGGCCGAUUUGUUAAUCAAGGAAAAGUACAUGGAAACACUAGUGCAACACAUGGAGCUUUUGAGUGAGAGAGUCUGGGCACAUACCAUAGUGCUCUUCACAGCGGGCGAUUCACUGAGAAACACAAGCAUUGAGAAACAUAUACAAAGUGAGGAAAAAACCCUAAAGAAGCUUUUGGAGAAAUGUGGAAACAGAUAUCAUGUUUUUGAUAAUAUUAACACAGGCAACAGGACUCAGGUUUCAACACUAUUUGACAAAAUCAGGCAAAAUUGUGGCAGAAGUUUUGAGGUUGAUCUGGAGGUGCUACAAGGACUUGAGAGAAAGUGGGAAGACGUUCAGAGAAGAGCAGCUGCAAGGCAAACCAAGGUACAGGAAGAAAGGUCCUUGAUUAAAGAUAAAGUUUACCUACGUGAUCUUGAAGAGGUAAGAAUGGUCCUCUUGGGUUGGGUGAUGUCUGGGAAGAGCUCAGCAGGAAACACCAUACUGAAGCAAGAAGCGCUUAUGACAGCGGAGCAAACAACAAAGUGUCUUAGAAGGUCUGGAAAUGUGGCUGGAAGACAGAUUGCUGUGUUGGACACGCCUGGUUGGUGGAAAUACUUCUCAUCCAAGUUCAACCCACAGUGGGUACAAGCUGCAGUCCUUAAAGAGUUGUUAAAUUGUAAGAAGUUCCCGCACGGUGUGCUCCUGGUGCUUCCUGCAGACACGUCCUUUAAGGAAGAACAGAAGAAGAUCAUUGAAGAAAACAUGGCCAUCUUCGGUGAACAAAUAUGGAAACACACCAUUGUGCUUUUCACGUGGGGUGAUUUACUUGGUGAUGCACUGAUCGAGCAGCACAUUGAGAGUGAAGGCGAGGCCCUGCAGUGGCUGAUAGACAAAUGUGGAAACAGAUAUCAUGUCUUUGACAAUACAAAAAGGGGUGAUGAUGCUCAGGUCGCUGAGCUGUUGGAGAAGAUUGAUCAAAUGGUGGCUGGAAACUGCUUGUUUCGUCCUGAUGUUACAGAGUUAACUGAAAUGAAGGCUGAGCUACUCCUUGAUACUUCUGAGGAAGUUCAGCUUGAGGACUUCUUGAACUUGUUUAAGAAGGAAUGGAACAGAAGAAUUAAGGAGUUUAGACAACAUUUUAAAAAAUCGUGGGAGGAAGCAAGAGCAAUGAAAAGCGACCGAAGCAAAACACCCCCUCCUAUGUUUUGUGUAGAGGAUGAAUCCAUUGAUACCCCUGAAACAUUUGGGCCUGAAUAUGAGGAGGACAGCACACAGGUGCUCAACAUUAAGCAGCAUCUUCUAUCCCUCGUGGAGAGAGAGUGGAGCAGACAAGAGGCAAUAGUGACGGAGAAGCUGGGUGCAACUCUUAAUGCCAACCUAGCUGAUGACAGGUUUUCUGAGACGGGAGAGAAAGAGAUCAGUGCAUCGGUGGCCAAAGUGGAACGGUGGCUUCCAGGCUGUGAAGAUGAGAAACCAAUGCAGUGAUGAUGAGGAACCUGGAGGACACAAGGCUCUCUCCUAAAUGACAACCCUGCACAUGCUGUAAGACUGUCUUUGGCAGUCAGUGCUAUAAGACAGGAAGGAGGACCGUAAAAAAUACAAUUGAAAUAUAAAAGGCAUCUUUCAUAACUGCUUCUGUCUAGAUGAUCUCUAGUGUCUUGCUUUACUCAGUAGCUCUCCUCUGAUGGCUCUUAAGGUCUUUAAUAUGUAUUUACACUACAUUGCCAAAUAUAUGUGGACAUCAAAACAUCAUCCAUUUAGACACUUAUCACUUGUAUCACCAGUUCAUUCGUACAUCUUUUUGCUUACUGAGCACCUGGAAUAAAUAAGCAGAACAAUAUAAUGCUUACCUCAUUUUUAAACUUAGGGCACUAUAAAUGUUUAAUUUCAUCAUAUUUUACUACGAUGUAUUCAUGUUUAAGUUGAUGCAUUUAGACUUUGUGUUUCUUUUUAGGAUUUUAUUAUUUUACUAAUUUGGUUGUUUUAUUAUUCGACUUAAUCAUUACCAUUUCUUAUUUGUGCUAUGUUUUACACUCGCCUAUAUUGUAAAGAGUUUCUGAGUUUAAAUAAAGGCUGAAUGAACGAAUGAA
Molecule: messenger RNA, 2460 nt
Organism: Pygocentrus nattereri (red-bellied piranha)
Lineage: Eukaryota; Metazoa; Chordata; Actinopteri; Characiformes; Serrasalmidae
Product: GTPase IMAP family member 8-like
Exons: 6
Coding region: 86-1855 (589 amino acids)
Molecular function (GO): GTP binding
Source: RefSeq, a predicted model, not a curated record